Molecule: messenger RNA, 1864 nt
Organism: Pogonomyrmex barbatus (red harvester ant)
Lineage: Eukaryota; Metazoa; Arthropoda; Insecta; Hymenoptera; Formicidae
Product: developmentally-regulated GTP-binding protein 2
Molecular function (GO): GTP binding; GTPase activity
Source: RefSeq, a predicted model, not a curated record
UCUUAACGACAGUUUUACUAGCUAGAUGUUACGCAGCUUUUUUCCUAUAUAUUAUAUCUGCGCAACGACAACAUAAUGAUACAACACUGUCGUCAAGAAGUUAGAGAAUAGGCCUACUAGCGAGGUAAAACAUUCGCAGUUGUAAGAAAUAGACAACCGUAAGUGAUCAUAAAAGAGAUUCGAAAUAUAAACACCUAAUAUAGAGGAGCCGUCGCGAAGUCAAUCGAUUUGAGUGUCAUUUGGAGGAUACAGCCUAUGUUACCUGACAGGGGCACUUUCCUUCAUGAAGGCAUGCGCAUCGGAUGUGCAUUCGGGAGUCAAUCCGAGAAGUCAGUUGAUUUGGGUGUCAUUUGGGUGUCGUUCAAGGUGAACGAGUUCGAGAACAAAAGCUCCAAGUUUCAGAUAAAACUUUGGUAGAUGAAGACUCGGUACAUUCGGGACGAAUGUAAUGUCAAAAUGGUCGAGUUGUAAGAAAUAAACAACCGUAAAUGGUCAUGAAAGAGAUUCGGAAUAUAAACACCUAACAUAGAGGAGCCGUCGCGGUCGUGCAGCUAAGUGUCUUUUAAUAAGAGAGAGAAAAAAAUCAGGUGUUGUUUCUUCUCACUCGCACAUAUCGCCCAUUGCCUGGUAUAUAGCAUGCUCGGUCUAUCUAUACUAUGUCUAUGGCUGUGACCGUCAUCGAAUUGUCACCGCCACACGCGUCAGACGAAGCUGGUUGUUGAUCAUUUGGUAAAUGUAAUAAAUAUAAUUGUGCACGAGUUUCGACAUUGCCAUGGGGAUACUCGAGAAGAUCUCGGAAAUCGAAAAGGAAAUCGCGCGUACGCAGAAGAACAAAGCUACUGAAUAUCAUUUGGGCUUGCUGAAAGCAAAACUCGCCAAAUACAGAUCCCAGCUCUUGGAACCAGCGAAAAAAUCUGAGAAGGGCGAGGGUUUCGACGUACUGAAAUCAGGCGAUGCUAGAGUUGCGUUGAUCGGCUUCCCGUCCGUCGGCAAAUCUACUCUACUCAGUACUUUAACCGCUACUCAAUCAGAGGCUGCAUCCUACGAGUUUACCACCUUGACAUGUAUUCCUGGUGUUAUCGAGUAUAAAGGCGCCAAUAUACAAUUGCUGGACCUGCCUGGUAUAAUUGAAGGAGCAGCACAAGGAAAAGGAAGAGGUAGACAAGUUAUAGCUGUUGCUAGAACGGCAGACUUGGUUCUUAUGAUGUUGGAUGCAACCAAACAAGAUGUUCAACGACAACUCUUGGAAAAAGAAUUGGAAUCAGUUGGCAUAAGACUUAACAAGAAGAAGCCAAAUAUAUAUUUUAAAGUAAAGAAGGGUGGUGGCUUAGCAUUUAAUUCAACAUGCCCUUUGACAAAAGUGGAUGAAAAAUUAGUUCAAAUGAUAUUGCAUGAAUAUAAAAUCUUCAAUGCUGAAGUGUUGUUUCGAGAAGACUGUAGUGCAGAUGAAUUAAUUGAUGUCAUCAAUGCGAACCGAGUGUAUUUGCCUUGCCUUUAUGUAUAUAAUAAAAUAGAUCAAAUAUCGAUAGAAGAAGUUGAUCGAAUUGCUAGGCAACCCAAUAGUGUUGUUGUUAGUUGUAAUAUGAAAUUGAACCUUGACUUCCUGCUGGAAACAUUAUGGGAAUAUUUGUCUCUGAUAAGAGUAUAUACAAAAAAACCUGGACAACCGCCUGAUUUUGAGGAUGGUUUAAUAUUGAGGAAAGGAGUGACAGUGGAGCAUGUAUGUCACGCAAUUCACCGUACUCUCGCUCAACAAUUCAAAUAUGCCCUUGUUUGGGGUACAAGUACCAAAUAUUCGCCUCAGCGAGUAGGACUGCAGCAUGUGAUGCAUGAUGAAGAUGUCGUACAAAUAAUGAAAAAAUAA